CCGCCGCCGCCAUUCGGGUCCGAGCGAGCGAAGGUGGUGUGUCGUGCGAGUUUUGCUCCGCUGUUCGGCGAUUACGCGCGAGUGUGUAUGAGCGCGUGCGCGCGCGCGCGCCCAGGAAAGGCGAAUCGAGGGAAGGUACGACGGUUUUCGUCGCGCGCGUUGGCAGUGGUGCGUUGCGUGUGACGGUGUCGGAUACGCCUCGAGGAACAUGUUCGCCGAGCAUUGAAACGCGCGUCUCGCAUCGAGAACCACAACCGUCAUCGACGGCUCUAUCAUCGGGUGUGCGUGUGUGUUGGUUCCUUCCGGAUUGAUACGGAUUUUUCCGGUCUCUCUCUUCCACUUUGUGCAUUGUAUAUUCGAUUGAAGAGCGAAAAAAUAUUGCAACAUGUAUUCCGAUGGCCACGAAGUGGACGGUAGCUGGGUGCUGCGCGUCUACGUGACGGAUCUGCAGGUCGAAAGGAGUUUACGCGUAAAGGGAGAGCUGCAUAUCGGCGGUGUCAUGCUACGUCUCGUGGAAGAUCUCGAUAUCGCCAUGGACUGGUCGGACCAUGCACUUUGGUGGCCAGAACGGAAUCAUUGGCUGACGAGAACGCGUAGCACGUUGGAUCAGUACGGCGUAGCAGCGGAUGCAUUGCUCCAUUUCACACCCAUGCAUAAAACCCUAAGGGUGCAAUUGCCGGACAUGCGCUGCCUCGAUUGUCGAGUUGAUUUUUCGGUCAAAACCUUCAACGCGGUCAUUAAUUUGUGCAAAGAACUUGGCAUUAGACACCCGGAGGAGCUUUCGUUCUGCAAACCGCUCGAACCAAAUCACCUGAAAUACAAUCUGAAGGAUUUGCCAGCCAAGAAGAAAAUCGAGAAUCAGAAGAACGGUCAUUGGAACGUGCCGGCCGACACGAAUACCUUCAUUCCGGUUAGCCAGAGUCCCAGGGGAUCUACGGGAAGCUUAGAUCAAUCAAGUCCAUUCAUGUGCGCGCCAGUCACACCCAACAAUAGAAAUCACAGUACACCGAUCAGCUCUCCUGUCUCGCAUACCGGCACAUGGAAGAGGAACAAUAAUUCUUCCGGUUUAGGUAGCACUGGCUCCUUCAACGCCAAUAACAGUACUAUGAGUCUCGAGGCAUUAAACGGCGGAUUGUCAGAGUCCUUGGCGCAGAGUCCGACAUCGAUUUCGCCAGAAACGCGAACAAAAUUGAUAAGGCCAAAGAGUCUGAUCGAAAGGGCAAGGAUGAACGUUGCUUGGCUGGAUUCUUCUCUAUCGAUUAUGGAGCAAGGUAUCCGCGAAUUCGACACGCUCAGGCUAAAGUUUAAAUUCUACUCUUUCUACGACCUAAAUCCGAAGACUGACGCGGUCCGCAUCAACAUGAUUUACGAACAAGCCAAAUGGCAAUUACUCGCGGAAGAGAUUGAUUGCACCGAGGAAGAAAUGCUGAUGUUUGCAGCACUUCAGGUACAAGUGAAUCUUCAGGCGAGUGUGCCGCAGCCCACAUACGAUAGCAAUGGAGCGACCUCGCCCAUCGAAGAUGAUAUCGAUGCGGCCCUAACGGAUCUGCAAGUGACUCUGGAAGGUAGUAAUAUCAACAAGGGACCCAGUGACAUCACGCAAGUGCCCGAACUCUGCGACGAGCUACGUUUCUUCAAGCCAAAGCGUUUUACGUUAAAAGCCUUCAAACGUUAUUGGUUCACGUGCCGUGAUCUUCAGUUAAGACUCUACAAGAGUAGGGAGGAAGCGAACGGUUCAGAGUCACCGGUUUACGUGAUUAAUUUGCGCGGCUGCGAGGUCACGCCGGAUGUACAUUUGUCGCAAGGACGCUAUGGUAUUAGACUAGAAGUGCCCAGCGCUGAAGGCAUGACCGAGAUGUGGAUUAGAUGCGAUAACGAGCAACAAUACGCAAAGUGGAUGGCCGCGUGCAGAUUAGCGGCUAAGGGACGUACCCUCGCCGACGCAUCUUACGAAAGCGAAGUCAACAGUAUCAUAGCUUUUCUGCAACUACAGAGGCCUGCACCUGCACCGGCUAUCAAUCCAAACUCUUUAGAUAUCAUACCAGAAGAUUACGUCGCAUCCCGUUUUGCAAAGAAAUUUAAAGGAAAGUUGGUUCAGAGAAUCUUGGAAGCGCAUGCAAAUGUUAAAGACCUAUCUCUUAUUGAAGCAAAGCUAAAUUACAUUAAAGCUUGGCAAUCUCUUCCGGAAUAUGGUAUUUCGCUCUUUAUCGUGCGAUUUACUGGCAAGAGUAAAGACGAAUUAUUGGGUAUUGCCAAUAACAGACUAAUGCGAAUGGAACUUCAUAGUGGCGAUCAUUUAAAAACUUGGAGAUAUAAUACUAUGAAGGCGUGGAAUGUUAAUUGGGAAGUAAAACACAUGAUGGUACAAUUCGAGGAAGAGAAUAUAAUUUUCGAAUGCCAAUCAGCAGAUUGCAAAGUCGUUCACGAAUUUAUAGGAGGCUACAUCUUCUUGUCAAUGCGCUCGAAGGAAGCGAAUCAGACGUUAAAUGAAGAGAUGUUCCACAAGUUGACCGGUGGAUGGGUUUAAUCUAGAAAUGUAUAUGAAGUAAAAAAUUGUAAUAAGUUCUAACAUAUUCUAAAAAACACGAUGAUACAUUUUGCCGGGUUAGCUACAUCCUUAACUAGUAGUAAUAGUAGGAGAACGGGUGAGAUUUUUAGAUCUAGAUGACAUUUGGGACUAAACAAUCUCAAAUGUCGUCUCGAUCUAAAAAUUUUUCUGUGACUCCCAUUGAUUAAGAGAAAGGAGGAUGAGAAAAAGGGAAAGAAGGGGAGGGGCGAUGAUAUCGCAGAAAAUUUUCAUAUAUCGGGACUUGAACGAGAUCCUUUAUAUGUCAGGUAAUCUUUUGUCGUCCUUCACGCUAACAUUUGUAAAAAUAUUUAAAUCUGAUUGUAGUUAUAUAUCACAUUUUAAUACUAUAUGCUAUAAAUAGAACAUUGUACAUCUUUCUACAAACAAAAGUUUUAACGAUUAUAGUUAUUUUUAACAGGAGGCUACUCAAGGUUUAUUCACUACUCCUUGAUCGAAGCAUCUUAAUUUUAUAAAAUAUCAGUAUACUUUUCUAUUCAAUUUAUCGUGCUCUAUCCACUGAGCAUUGAUCUAAUCUUUAACAAACACUGUAUAUUGACAACCGUGAAAAUCACCUUAGUUAAAAAAAAAGAUAGAAUUCGUUUCUACAUGUAUUUAUAUCUAUAAUUUUAUAAAUAAGUGUCUAGAAAAUUCUAUUUUAACAAGACGAAUUAUACUUUAUACAAAACUGUUUCUACUCAUAAAAAAUUUAUCUUAUGAUUAAAUUUAUGUGAACUAAUAAACGAAUAUAUCGAACAUGCAUAAUCGAGAAAACUUG
This is a messenger RNA of Camponotus floridanus (Florida carpenter ant), 3344 nucleotides long. Its product is annotated as unc-112-related protein. The transcript has 8 exons. The record is from RefSeq and is a predicted model, not a curated record. Gene Ontology annotation, cellular component: cell-substrate junction. Gene Ontology annotation, biological process: integrin-mediated signaling pathway; cell-matrix adhesion. NCBI's taxonomy places the organism in Eukaryota, Metazoa, Arthropoda, Insecta, Hymenoptera, Formicidae. Gene Ontology annotation, molecular function: integrin binding. Bases 386 to 2527 code for a protein of 713 amino acids.